CUGCGCAUAAUGGAGACGGACCGUUCGCUCCUGGUUGAGUCGCGCAAGAGUUUUCUCUCCCAUAGAGAAUGUAUUGAGGAGUAAUAUGAAUAUGCUAAUGAGUUUGGAAAACAAGAAAGAGAAUGAGAGGAAAACUCAUUGAAGCAUGAUAGCUAACGAGAUGUCUUCAAAACAUUCCUCCUCUGGUCAGCCAUACCAUCUACUGCCCAUGUCGACAUUCAUUCCGUUUUCCAUUCCAUUUUCC
Molecule: messenger RNA, 244 nt
Organism: Geodia barretti
Lineage: Eukaryota; Metazoa; Porifera; Demospongiae; Tetractinellida; Geodiidae
Source: the annotation of a GenBank genome assembly